Molecule: messenger RNA, 579 nt
Organism: Cylindrotheca closterium
Lineage: Eukaryota; Bacillariophyta; Bacillariophyceae; Bacillariales; Bacillariaceae
Source: the annotation of a GenBank genome assembly
AUGACCAAAUAUGCUUCGUUUCUAUCAUGGUACAAGGCAAAGCUCGACAGUCAUCCUCUAUUGACCAAAGGAAUCACCAGUGGUGUGAUCUGUGCCACCGGUGAUGGCCUCUGUCAGUAUUUGUCGCCACCACCUCAAAAAAGCUCUGAUGAAACAACUACCUUUGACUACUGGCGCAGUUUUCGGUUCUUUGUCAUGGGAAGCCUUUGGGUAGCGCCUUGCACACACUAUUGGUACAGCUUUUUGAACCUUCGCCUCUUUCCGGGACCCAGCACAUUGGUCACGGUUUCGAAACGGGUUCUGGUCGAUCAAUUUGGCUUUGCCGUGCUCUUUCAACCCAGUUUCAUGAGUCUUCUCUGGUUCAUGGAAGGGAGGAAUGGUACUCAAAUACAAGAGCAGCUAGUGCAAGUUGUUCCAACUGUCUUGGUGGCCAAUUGGUCUCUUUGGAUACCCGCCAUGAGCAUUAACUUUGCGUACGUGCCGGUCCAAUUUCAAGUCUUGUUUGGGAAUGUGGUGGCUCUACUUUGGAAUACCUAUUUGAGCUACAAAUCAGCCCAAUCAUCCGACGACAACAGUUAA